Molecule: messenger RNA, 3958 nt
Organism: Mercenaria mercenaria
Lineage: Eukaryota; Metazoa; Mollusca; Bivalvia; Venerida; Veneridae
Product: outer mitochondrial transmembrane helix translocase-like
Exons: 10
Coding region: 195-1439 (414 amino acids)
Cellular component (GO): mitochondrial outer membrane
Molecular function (GO): ATP binding; ATP hydrolysis activity
Source: RefSeq, a predicted model, not a curated record
UUCCAGACAGAGUUGAACUUGCAAUGAAUCGAGCUUUAUACGGAGUUUUGUGUAGACUCUUCCACGCGUUUAUACUACAUAUCAACAUCUGUACAGUAUUGCUAGAUAGAUCAGUGGAACAAAGUUUUGUGUAAUUUAGCGAUCCAAUACAGUAGAGUAAUUACAAUCAAGCUGACAUUCAAUAAACAAUAAAUAUGGCUGCGCCCAUCGAAAGUGUCAAAGCUAAAUUUGUUGAACUAAUUGAAUUUGUAAAAGAAACUUUAAAAGAAACAACCGCAAAAACCGUGGAAUCGGUUCCACAAGAUGACUAUGUAAAAAUCUUGACCACCCAGCCAGCACAAGAAACAGCUGAGGCGGUAGCAAGGCGCGAAAUGAUUGCCAAAUUGAUUUCAUCAGCUCUCGGUCUGGCAGCUUCGAUAGGACUGACAUAUUUUGCAGUGAAUUAUAUGACAAAUGCGAUGGAUCCUACAAGAAAAGAGAAACAGAAAGCCAGAGAAAGGGCUGAAGCAAUGCUAAAGAAGUUGGGUGUGGGGAAUGUGAAGCUUACAGAUUAUGAGUUGUGUAUAGCAGCAAAUCUUGUGGAUCCCCUAUCAAUGACUGUAUCAUGGGAGGACAUCGGUGGUCUCGAGGAUACUAUUGAACAAAUACAAGACAUGGUUAUCUUCCCAUUCAGAAGAAGAGAUUUGUUUCCAAGGUCACAACUAGUCCAACCACCUAAAGGUGUAUUAUUGUAUGGGCCACCAGGAUGUGGGAAAACCAUGAUCGCUAAAGCUACAGCAAAAGCUGCAGGAGCAAGAUUCAUCAACCUGCAGGUGUCCUCCCUAGUUGACAAAUGGUACGGUGAAUCACAGAAAAGAGCUGAGGCUGUCUUCUCAUUGGCAUUGAAACUUCAGCCAUCCAUUAUAUUCAUUGAUGAGAUUGAUUCAUUUCUGAGGUCUAGAUCUACAAAUGAUCAUGAAGCCACCUUGAUGAUCAAAACACAGUUCAUGAGUUUCUGGGACGGUCUAAUAACUGACCCAUCCUGCCAGGUUAUCAUCAUGGGAGCUACAAACAGACCACAGGAUGUAGAUGCUGCUAUACUGAGAAGGAUGCCAUGUACUUUCAAGAUUGGAAUGCCUGGUAGAUUACAGAGAUGUGGAAUUCUUUCCCUCCUCAUGGAAGAUGAAGAGAUUGAUGAAGAUAUAGAUUAUGGAAGACUAGGGGACAUAACUGAGGGAUUUUCUGGCAGCGAUCUGAAGGAGGCAUGUAGAAUAGCGGCCCUUAAUAGAGUUCAUAGUUACGUGAGUGCAGCCAGGAGAGAGUACGGAGAAGAUUACUGUGAUAGAGUACAAGGACACAUGAGAACGAUAAAUCUACAGGAUCUAGAGACUGGGAUCAACAAGAUACGUGUAUCGAAACAGACAAUGACAGACUCUAUAUCUAACAUACAGCUAGAUUAACACUCGACUAAAUAGUGUGUGAGAAAACUUGGAAGCUUGACUGGUUUUCAGCAUUAGAGACAUAUUUGUGCCAGUCAGAAAUGGAAUAAAAUUUAAGGUGGACAUCAUUUUUAUAUGCUUGCUAUUGUUAUUUAAUGCAAUAGUGUACAAUUAAAGAUCAGUCUGUUUUUAGCUCAACUAUUCAAAGAAGAGUGCGAGCUAUUCUACUCACCCAAACAGAGUUGUUUAUGACUCACAUUGUUUAAAGUUUUGCGUACAAGUCAUAUCUCAGAAACCAAUGCAUGUAUUGGCUCGAGUCUUUUACACAUCAGACCUACUGAAAUAACCAAGUUACAUAACUCUUAGUUGGAUUUUAUAUGAAUUAUGGCCCAUUUUACUAAGAAAACUUUGUUUAAGUUUUGGGUGUGACUAUAAAAUUUUAUCUCCGUAACAAGUCUAUGUAUUGUAUUGAAACUACACACAUUGCUAACCAAGUUAAAUACUUCUUGGGUGAAUUUGAAUAAAAUUUUGGCCAUAUAUUGGACUGAAAUUUCACACAAGACAUCCUUCUCAUCAAUCUUCAGUUGGUAACCAAGUUAUAGAACUUAUAUGGUUGAAGAGAGUUCAGAUUAUGAUCCUUAUUUGACUUAGGAAGUUUUGUUGGAGUUUACAUGCAAGUUGCUUUCAUUGCCAUGAUAAAAUUAUAAUUUGUAAUGAAUUGUAAUUAUAUAACUCAGUACAUAAGUCUUAUAAAGAUAUGACUCUUGUUUGACUUAGAAGUUUUUGGAUAGUCAAGUGUGUUAUCUUAUGGACAACUCUUAUUGGUACAUGUUCUGACUUAAUGAUAAUAGGAAUUUUGAAAACCUGGGUGGCAUAUAGUGUUUGAAGUGUCUUUCGGUACGUCCGAGAAACUUUCUUGUGUACUCGACUCCUCCCACAGCUUCCAUACAAUUGAAAUAAAACUUGUUGUACAACAUCAACAUGAAGUUGAUAUGCACAUAUUCUUGGAACACUUAUCUGUCGACUAGAAUAGUCUGCAAGAAUAUAUAUGUCAAUACGUGUUGUAUAUGUAUUUCUGAUGGAUGUAUUAAAAAGGUAGCAAAGCUACAGAAUUGAAUGGGCAAAAGGUUAGACUCUCAAUUUUUGUAUGUGUGUAGUUCCUUGAAAUAUGUUGGAAGAUAAAUAGUAGAAAAAAAUAUAUUGUUAAGUUUAAUUGACUGUUUGACAGUAUUAUUUGAAUUUACAGUUGUUUUAAUAUGAAAUGAUUUGAUACGAGUAUGAAAUAUGAUUUUUGCAAACGCAAUGCCUGUAUAGAUGCAAUUUCAAUUUUUCCCGUAAUUUGGCUGUUAAUGUUUGUUGCUGUUGUUUCUGGGGUAUAAAACCAACUUUUUGGCCUCUGUAAAAUCAGCCACAGAUCUUCUCACCAUGGCAACAGUUGCUGUCAAAAUUGAGCAUCAACAUAACUUCCUUUAUUUUCAUAUUGAUAUGUAAAAGUUGUGCUUUUAACCUUUAGCCUGCUGGUGGCAAAUGAUUCUGCCUCUGCGACCAGUGCAGACCAAGUGCAGGCUGAUCAUGGUCUGCACUGUUCGCUGUUCAGUCAAUAAAUUUUCAGUGAACACCCCUUUGAAUAAUAAAUGGUAAUGUCCAAAUUGAAUGAUGAACCAGUCCAUUUUAGAAAUUUAGCAGGCUUAAGGUUAAUGGUGUUCAGCACAUAAUUUUGCAACAUUCCAUUUAUAAUACCAGUAAUGAAGGGUGAGCACUUUCCUUAUACUAACUAUGUGUUCUCCUUUAAAUAUGUAUUGUGCCAUAACUCUUAAAAAUUUUUCAGUUGAAUAUUAAACAGAUAUGUGUACUUUAAUAGCUCUUGGUUAGAGUUUCCUAACAUUUUAUAUAGAUGCUCAUUAAAUAAAUUGUAGCGGAUGGUUUUGUCAACAAACUAUCAAUUUCAUUUUAGCCUCAUUUUUGGAAAUUUGUAAAUCAGAUGUAAGAUGUGGAGAUUUUGUAGAUUUUAAGAUUUUAGAUAUGUUAAUAUGGAAGUAGUCUGAUUGAUAUAUCACAUCCAUUUUUUAUAUGUUUGCAUUAUUUGUAUGUUGCAAGUUGAAUUAUAAACAAACUUGUUUUUAUUGCUUUAUUUAUUAUGUCUCCCACCACACAGUGGUGUGGGAGACAUAUUGAUUUACUCUUAUCUGUGUGUCCGUCUGUGUGUCUGUCUGUCACAAAGCUUGUCUGAACUCGUAAGUUGAACAUUUCUCAUCUGAUCUUCACCAAACUUAAACACAAUGUGUUUGCCGAUAAGUCCUCAGCCAAGUUCGAUAACUAGUCAAAUCGGCCCAGGCACCGGAAUUAUGGCCCUUGAAACUUGUUUUUGAUAAUCAAAGCAUUCAAAGUCUGAUAAGGCAGUUGAGGUCUUGGUGCAUAAUUGACUCAUAUACUACUAUUCAGAUGAUCAGGCAGUUGUGGGAGACAUGUGCUUUUCUCAGAAGCAGCUCUAUUUUAUAGAUGAAGAUAAUUUGUUGUAAAUUAAAUUUGAUUCAAACUUG